Ostreococcus lucimarinus CCE9901 is the source of this 1529-nucleotide messenger RNA. RefSeq lists its product with no specific name. Gene Ontology annotation, biological process: asparaginyl-tRNA aminoacylation. Gene Ontology annotation, molecular function: nucleic acid binding; asparagine-tRNA ligase activity; ATP binding. The coding region runs from base 1 to 1512 and encodes 503 amino acids. The record is from RefSeq and is a predicted model, not a curated record. Lineage: Eukaryota; Viridiplantae; Chlorophyta; Mamiellophyceae; Mamiellales; Bathycoccaceae. The transcript has 2 exons. Gene Ontology annotation, cellular component: mitochondrion.
AUGCGGGCGAGAGCGACGCCGGGAGCGAUCAAACACGCGCGGAGCGCGCGCGCGGUGGCGACGCGGGCGACGUACGGACGACCCGAGCGCAUCGCGCGCGUGAAGGGAAACGACGGGGGGGCGUCGCGCGUGGGCGAGGCGUUGGAACUGCGAGGGUGGGCGCGAUCGGUGCGGACGCAGAAGGGAAUGGCGUUCAUCGACCUGAACGAUGGGAGCGCGAUCUCGGGGAUGCAAGCGGUGGUGAACGAGGGAAGCGCGGCGUGGGACGCGCUCGACGCGGGCGGCGUCUCCACGGGGGCGGCGCUCAGGGUGAAGGGGAAACUCGUGGCGAGUCCGGGAGGGAAGCAAGCGGCGGAAUUGGCGGUGGAGGAGAUUGAUGUCAUCGGAACGGCGGAUCCGGAGACGUAUCCGCUGCAAAAGAAGCGACACACGCUGGAAUAUCUUCGAAGCAUCGCGCACUUGCGACCUCGCACAAACACCAUCGGCGCCGUGGCUCGCGUGCGCAAUCAGUUGGCGUACGCGACGCACACGUUCUUUCAAGAGCAUGGGUUUUUAUACGCCAACACGCCGAUCAUCACCGCGUCGGAUUGCGAAGGCGCUGGGGAACAGUUUCAAGUGACGACGCUCGUCGAGGCGCUGAAGAACAAUCGCCCGUCGUCCGACUUGCCGAAGAAUAAGGAUGGUUCCAUCGACUAUUCUCAAGACUUCUUCGGCAAACCGUCUUAUUUGACCGUGUCUGGGCAAUUGAACGGUGAAAUCAUGGCUUGCGCGGUCAACGACAUCUACACCUUCGGUCCGACGUUCCGCGCGGAGAAUAGCAACACGUCGCGCCACCUGGCUGAGUUUUGGAUGGUAGAGCCCGAACUCGCGUUCGCGGAUUUGAACGACGACAUGGAUUGCGCAGAAGCGUACUUGAAGUAUUGCCUGAACCACGUCCUCGAGCACUGCGACGAAGAUCUUGAAUUCUUCGAGAAGAACAUCUCCAAAGACAACCUGAGAGAGCGACUUCGAAACGUCGCGUCGCAAGAGUUUGCGCGCAUCACGUACACCGAAGCCGUCGAGCACGUGUUGAACGCGAAGAAGAAGUUUGAGUUCCCAAUCGAAUGGGGAUCGGAUCUUCAGAGCGAGCACGAGCGGUACAUCUCAGAAGAAGUCUUCAAAGAUCGCCCCGUGAUCGUGCGCGAUUAUCCGAAAGAUAUCAAGGCGUUCUACAUGCGUCUCAACGACGACAACAAAACCGUCGCCGCAAUGGACGUCUUGGUGCCCCGCGUUGGUGAGUUGAUGGGUGGUAGCCAAAGAGAAGAACGCCUUGAUGUCUUGGAGCGCCGAAUCGAAGAGGUUGGUUUGGAAAAGGAGUCGUACUGGUGGUACUUAGAUUUGAGACGAUACGGUUCGCAGCCGCACGCCGGUUUCGGCCUCGGUUUUGAACGCCUCGUUCAGUACGUCACAGGUGUGGAGAACAUUCGUGACGCCAUUCCUUUCCCCCGUUACCCGGGUAGCGCUGAGUUCUAGAUUUAGUCUAACGCGGC